This is a messenger RNA of Solea solea (common sole), 7716 nucleotides long. It is a transcript of the gene rims2a, whose product is annotated as regulating synaptic membrane exocytosis 2a. Gene Ontology annotation, molecular function: transmembrane transporter binding; small GTPase binding. The transcript has 34 exons. Lineage: Eukaryota; Metazoa; Chordata; Actinopteri; Pleuronectiformes; Soleidae. Gene Ontology annotation, cellular component: cytoskeleton of presynaptic active zone; presynaptic membrane. Gene Ontology annotation, biological process: positive regulation of synaptic transmission; regulation of synaptic plasticity; intracellular protein transport. The record is from RefSeq and is a predicted model, not a curated record. The coding region runs from base 284 to 5269 and encodes 1661 amino acids.
GGAUUUUUUUGUGUGUGCCUCCUCUCCCUCUCUCUUACUCACUCUCCCCUCUCAUUGCAUCCAUUUUUUGUGCAUUUAAGAAAUCUCCAAGAAUAAUCAACCUGGAGGAAAGCGAGCUGAGCAGAGUGACAGCGGAGGGUUAAGGAGCUCCAAAGGAAAACAAACGAGGACGGACCGGGCAUCUUUUAUUCCAGUAUGCGAGUGAAACCUCUCUGAAGAAUGGCAGCGAUGGGUUAGACAGGAUUUACCAUGACUGCAAAAUAAAAGCCACUGUGUGUAAAAGAUGUCUGCUCCACACGGGCCCCGGGGCGGCGCUGGCCCUGCUGCUGCCGCUGCCGCCGCCGCUGCUGCUGCUUCUGCCUCAGCGGCCGGCGCCAUGCCGGAGCUGCCGGACCUCAGCCACCUCACCGAGGAGGAGAGGAAGAUCAUCCUCGGUGUCAUGGACCGACAGAAGAAAGAGGAAGCGAACGAGCAGUCGAUGUUAAAGAUCAAAGAAGAACCAAAGCCUCAGCCGGCACAGUGGUUUCCCUUUAGUGGGAUCACUGAGCUGGUAAAUAACGUUCUUCAGCCCCAGCAAAAGUCCCAAAAUGACAAGAAGCCAGAGCCAGACGCGAAGUUGCACCAGCAAUUCGAAUCAUAUAAGGAGCAGGUGAAGAAGAUGGGAGAUGAAUCCAAGCAGGCUCAGGAUCAGAAGAGUGAAGCCCCAAUCUGCGGGAUAUGCCACAAAACCAAGUUUGCCGAUGGCUGUGGCCACCUCUGUUCAUAUUGCCAAACGAAAUUCUGUGCUCGGUGCGGAGGACGAGUGUCUCUGCGGUCAAAUAAGGAGGACAAAGUGGUUAUGUGGGUAUGCAACUUGUGCCGAAAACAACAAGAAAUCCUCACCAAGUCGGGGGCAUGGUUCUAUGGCUCGGGGCCUGGUCAGGUGCGGGGCGUGUUUGAGGGCGGGCCACAGGGGAAGAAGGCCAAACUGCAGGACCCUUCGCUGUACCCCUACCAGGGAGCCUCAGGGGACUUAACACCAGCGUCAGACAGAAGCAGACCUCGCGGUGGGCUCCUGCCUAGACAGGGGUCCCUCGACAACGGUUCAGGGCUGAGGUACUCGGGACCAGGUGACGGAUCCAUAGACCGGAAACGAAGCCCAUCUGCAUCCAGGGAUCCAAACCAAAAAUACGACCAAAGGGAGGGGGGUGACCACUCACAGUAUGCCCCGACGGACGGCGGCAUGCCCAGAUCACCGUCCGACUAUGGGGAUGGGGACCCUCGGCGGGCUCCGCGGGGCCCACACAUGUACCCAGAUGUGGAUGCGGCACGGAUGGGCUAUCGGGACCGACGGGGCCCUGGGCGCUGGCACUCGCAGGAAUACCCACUGGACCAGGACCUAGAUGGACCGCCCAGUGAGUAUGACCUCCAGCAGCAGCGCCAGGAGGAAUUCCAGGCACGCUAUCGCAGUGACCCCAACCUGGCGCGAUAUCCAGUGAAGCCACAGCCCUAUGAAGAGCAGAUGAGGAUGCACGCUGAGGUGGGACGUAUGAGGCACGAGCGUCGGCACAGUGAUGUCUCCCUGGCUUACACAGAGCAGGGUGACCCUGGUCCCAUUCGGCUGUCACGACAGCAUCUCACCGAGCGCCGGCCGCCUAUGGUGGGAGAGCGCUCCUACUCUGUUGACCGUUCCUCCCCGGGGCCUAUGGGUCCUGGUCUUGGAGGUCACAGAGCCUCCAACCGCAGUCCCCCAACUCCGCACCGCAGCCCAGUGCUGGGUGACCGAUCGGGGGACCUGCGGAGAGGCGACCUGGGCAUUGGUGGGGAUCCUAUGCGGAGGCAACAACACCACUUGGACCCCAGUUCGGCUGUCCGCAAAACCAAGAGGGAGAAGAUGGAGAGCAUGCUGAGGAAUGACUCUCUCAGCUCGGACCAGUCAGAGUCCGUGCGCCCGCCACCCCCCAAACCCCACAAAACCAAAAAGGGAGGGAAGAUGCGGCAGGUGUCACUGAGCAGCUCAGAGGAGGAGCUGGCCACCACGCCGGAGUACACCAGCUGUGAGGAUGUGGAGAUAGAGAGUGAGUCAGUCAGUGAGAAAGGGGACAGUCAAAGGGGAAAAAGAAAAACUAUUGAGCAGGCAUUUAUGUCUGAGCCGACACACACCUUAUCUGAGAGGCAAAAGAAAAUGGUGCGCUUUGGGGGACACUCAUUUGAAGAGGACUUGGCAUGGUGUGAACCGCAGGUUAAAGACUCGGGAGUUGAUACGUGCAGUAGCACUACCCUAAACGAGGAGCAUAGCCAUAGUGAGAAGCACCCGGUGACGUGGCAGCCGUCCAAAGAUGGAGAUCGUCUAAUAGGACGUAUUUUGCUCAACAAGCGAAUGAAAGAUGGAAGUGUGCCUCGAGACUCAGGAGCUCUGCUUGGUCUGAAGGUGGUGGGAGGCAAGAUGACAGAAUCUGGUAGACUUUGUGCUUUCAUCACUAAAGUGAGAAAAGGAAGUCUAGCAGACACUGUUGGACACCUCAGACCAGGUGACCAGGUGCUGGAGUGGAAUGGGAAGCUUUUACAAGGAGCCACAUUUAAAGAAGUUUACAAUAUCAUACUAGAAUCCAAGCCGGAGCCGCAGGUGGAGCUGGUGGUCUCACGGCCUAUAGGAGAUAUUCCUAGGAUACCAGACAGCACACAUGCACAACUGGAAUCAAGUUCAAGUUCUUUUGAGUCUCAGAAGAUGGAUCGUCCGUCCAUCUCCGUCACAUCCCCCAUGAGUCCCAGUAUGCUGAGGGACGCCCCCCAGUACCUGUCAGGACAGCUUUCAAGCCAAAGCCUUAGUAGAAGAACAACGCCUUUUGCCCCUAGGGUCCAGGUCAAACUGUGGUAUGACAAAGUGGGCCAUCAACUAAUCGUCACCAUCCUGGGCGCCAAAGAUCUGCCGCCCAGGGAAGAUGGACGACCCAGGAAUCCUUACGUAAAAAUAUAUUUCCUCCCUGAUAGAAGUUUGAAUUAUUGCUCCUCCAGUGACAAAAGCAAGAGAAGAACAAAAACAGUAAAGAAAUCCUUAGAGCCCAAAUGGAACCAGACCUUUAUGUAUUCGCCGGUUCACCGGCGAGAGUUCCGGGAGCGCAUGCUGGAGAUCACACUGUGGGACCAAGCCAGGGUGAGGGAGGAGGAGAGCGAAUUCCUGGGAGAGAUUCUGAUAGAGUUGGAGACGGCGCUUCUGGAUGACGAGCCACACUGGUACAAGCUACAAACACAUGACGUAUCCUCCAUCCCGCUCCCACGUGCCUCCCCGAACACACAGCGCAGGUUCCACGGAGAGAGUCCGACGCGGCGACUGCAGAACAAAGGCUCGUACAACUCAGGAUCCCAGAGGAUAAGUGACAGUGAGAUCUCAGACUACGAUUGUGAAGAUGGUGUUGGGGUAAUAACAGACUUCCGGUCAAAUGGCAGAGACUUCCAGAGCUCCACAUUGUCGGUACCUGAGCAGGUGAUGUCAUCUAACCACUGCUCUCGGUCAGCUGAUAUAAACAGGGCACGGUCACGCUCCCCCAGCGUUCCCCCGCCCUCCAGCCAUUUUCUCACCCUACCUCGAACCAGACAUACUCAACCUAUUGAUGAUCCUCAGAAGGACCCCAGCCGCAACCAUCGUGUGUACCCGAUCUGCAGAGAGGAAGCAGUCAGGUUACUGCGUUCCACUAGGAUGUCCCGCACCUAUUCUGAGGGUGCCUACUCCUCCGACUAUGACUACGAGAGGAACCACGGAGCCAUGGAUAGACACGAGUAUCACAGCAGGUCCCGCUCUGCAGACCAGCGGCCCACUAUAGAGCGCCCCUCUUCCCGCUCGCGCUCCACUGAACGCCCCCACGACUCUUCGCUCAUGAGGUCCAUGCCGUCUCUGCCAUCUGGGAGGUCCGCCCCCCCCUCACCUGCCUUGACGAGGGCGCAUCCUCGCAGUGGAUCAGUCCAGACCAGUCCCACCAGUACCCCGAUGUCCAGCAGACGGGGACGGCAACUACCACAGCUUCCACACACAGGGAAGGACAGAAAAGAUGGAGACGAAGGAACAGAGCCUUGUGAAGGUCUGGACAUGGAGGAGAGGACCAGGCAAAUGAAACUGAAGAUGAACAAGUACAAGCAGGGAGCUGGCUCUGACUCCAGACUGGAGCAGGACUACCACAAGCGUUCUGGCAGAGAUCCGCGGGGCUCGGAUAACCUGUCGGCCAAGUCGUCGGACAGCGAUGUAAGCGACGUGUCCGCUGUGUCGAGAACCAGUAGCGCCUCUCGGUUCAGCAGCACGAGCUACAUGUCUGUCCAGUCCGAAAGACCACAAGGAAAUCGCAAGAUCCGUGACUUUGCAUCCAAAAUGAAAAACAGGCAAAUGGGCACGUCGGGCGGGAUGAACAUCACCAAGAGCACAAGCAUCAGCGGCGACAUGUGUAACCUGGAGAAGACGGACGGCAGCCAGUCGGACACGGCGGUCGGCACGGUAGGCACUGAUGACAAGAAGAGGCGCUCCAGCAUUGGUGCCAAAAUGCAGGCCAUGGUUGGCAUGUCACGCAAGAGCAGGAGCACCUCUCAGCUAAGCCAAACAGAAGCAGGAGGCAAGAAGUUGCGCAGCACUAUCCAGAGAAGUACAGAGACGGGGCUGGCGGUGGAGAUGAGGAGCAGGAUGACUCGGCAAGCCAGCCGAGAGUCCACAGACGGCAGCAUGAACAGCUAUAGCUCCGAGGGAAAUCUCAUCUUCCCGGGUGUGCGACUCUCCUCAGACGCCCAGUUCAGUGACUUCCUCGAUGGGCUGGGCCCUGCCCAGCUGGUCGGGCGGCAGACAUUGGCUACUCCACCUAUGGGUGACAUCCAGAUAGGCAUGGUGGAUAAGAAAGGAGCAUUGGAGGUAGAGGUCAUCAGGGCCCGUGGCCUUGUGGGAAAACCAGGUUCCAAGGCACUGCCAGCACCAUAUGUCAAGGUCUACCUUUUGGAAAAUGGAGUCUGCAUAGCCAAAAAGAAAACAAAAGUAGCAAGAAAAACCUUGGAUCCUCUUUACCAGCAGCAACUGCCGUUUGAGGAGAGUCCGGGAGGCAAGGUUUUACAGGUCAUUGUAUGGGGCGACUAUGGACGUAUGGACCAUAAAUCAUUCAUGGGAGCAGUUCAGAUACUGUUAGAUGAGCUGGACCUGUCUAACAUGGUGAUUGGCUGGUUCAAGCUCUUUCCUCCUUCCUCACUGGUGGACCCUACUCUGGCCCCACUGACAAGAAGAGCUUCCCAAUCCUCACUGGACAGUUUCUCUCGAUCAUAGCAGUGUGUGGACUGAUAGCGUUGUUGUAGCAGCCAGUGUUGCGAUUACAGGUCACGCCCCCCCUGGUUACACUGCAUGCUUGAUGUUGUGUCUUCUGAGCCUGUUUCUAGGGGUGCAAAUGUGAUCCUGUGUUUUGAGCUAAAGCAUCACGCACAUCGUGCAACACGGCGAAGCGUGUUGCAAGACGCCUGGCGGCCGGGAUUGCCGGGUGUUGUUGUUGUUGUUUGGAGGAAGCUGGAAUGCACUCCUUAGCACGAGGAAUCUGUCAGUUCCAGGUUUUCAUCCAAUUCGAAGCCAUGGGGGUCAGUGCUGGGAACCACUGAAUGAGUUCUACAGAAGCCCUUUUCGAAUGAAAAAUAAAUGUUUUACUUUGAUUUAUUUAUUUAUUUUCUUUCUUUUCAUUUGUUUUCUUUUUUUUUUUCUUUAAAUGUCAUUGUACUUGUAUCUGAAGGGCGUGAUAGUGUUUCUUAACCAGAUGCUUGGUCACGCCACGCCAACAGACCUUGCUGUGUAGAUGGAGUUUUGCAGACUAUCACUUUGGGUGAGGUGUGUCCCAGCUUGUAUCCACACUCCCCCAAAACCUAAAAGAAAAGCCCCACAUAUUAUGUACUGAAUCAAACUGCACUGGUGAAUCAGAGGCAAUACUCAAGUGGCUAACAUCAACACUCCAGAAUAUACAGUAACAACCCAAACCCCAUUAAAAGAUGUACAAUCUACCAUCAUUCUUUCUCUGUUGAUAUAUUGUAUGAAAAUUAAAUGAGAAAAAAAUAUUUUUUCCUUUUUAGUUCAUUUGCAUGGACACAAAUUUAGCUGAAAUAAAAAAAAAGAAGAAAAGAAAAUUAUUUUCUUGAGGCUGCAACUUGCAAAAAAAAGAUGAAAAAUGAAUAAAAUAGAUCAGCCAUUUUCAACAAUUUCUAUUAUUUUUAAAGAUAAAUUUCACUAGUGCAUGGUUUUCAAGGGGAGUGAAUGCAACAUCGUGAUUCAAAAAAAAAAAAAGACAUUGUUUAUCAUUCUUUAAGACCAUUCGUGAGUCUGUGUUUUGCAGACGUGCAGAUAAACGAAAAACUUAAGGAACAAUUUUUGGAGUUAUUUAACAGAAAAUGUUUAUGUGACAAAAAAGUGAAAAUGAAAAUAAAUGUAAAUGAUUUAUUUCAUUGUAAAAAAGGCUCAGGCCUUAUAAAGAUAAACAUUAUGUGCAAAUUGUACAUGUUUCUCUUUUUCUUCCUUGUCCCAGGGUACCUCUCAUUGUACUAUUCAUUGCUACCACAGUUCAGUCCCCUGAUAUUGUCCAGAUUUUAGGACUGUUGGUUAUUUUACAGUUCUUGUUUCAGUAUGUAUUUUAUUUUUGGGUUUGGUUUGUUUAACAAGCAUGUUGAAAAGGAUUUUCUGCAACAUGGCUUGGGCACACCUUACAGUAACUCAGCAUGUUUUGAUAAAGAUGAUAUUUGGAAAUUUUGCAGUUUCUUGUACAGUGCAUGUCAACUUCAUUACUUUUCUCCCUCACUUUAAAUUGAACUCUACAGCAAAAUUAGUUCUUGGUCUUCCACAGGCCAAUUAUUGAAGUUUCAACAAAAACAUUCCACUCACCCACCCCCGACCCCCCGACCCCCCCAACCCCCCCAAGGUCAUGUUUUCUUUCAGGUUUUUGAGAAAAAAAAACAACAAAAAAGUGACGAGGAAAAUAUUUUAUAUUUCAUGGAGGUUGACGAAACAAUUGUGAUUGCAAGUGUAUUUUAUUUCAGUAUUGUUGACGAACAUGCAAAAAUAAUCUAUUGGUACAGCAAGAGGUCUAUACCUAAUCAAGAGGCAGGAAACGUGGAAGAGAUUUGUGUUGCUGCGGUUAAAUUUUACUGGCACUGUAUGUGAAGAAGAGCUAAUCACAAGUUCAAAUAAGGGAUAUUGCCACAGAAUUUUUUUUCUUUUCUUGUUUUAUGAAAAUGAAAUUAAUUUACUAUAUUUUUGUUAGUUUUAUUUAAAAGCCAAGACCAGUUUAUUUUUUAUUUUCUAUUUUUAGUAAUUACAAAUACUUCUCAUGUCUGGGAGGUAUAUGAAUCUUAUAGUUGCAGUAUGUCUGGAUGAUAUUGAACUGAGGCAUUAUUCCUUUUCCAUGUGGUGAAGAUGCAAUUUAAUGUCAAAGAAGAAACCUUAUUGCUGGAACAGGCGACGGUAUAUAUUUUGAUUUUGAUUUCCAUUGUACAUACCUUUAGAUGUCAGAAUUUGAAUAAACAAGCUACCAGAAAAAGAUUGAUAGGCUCUUUUGGAACAGGAAGAAUGCCUCAAGUGAUGACAAAGACAUAUGUUAUUUAUCCUUUUGAAUGCCUUUUAAUUUUCUCUUUUUGGUGCAAUGUGUUAAUGCCAAGGCUAUGUCUUGGUUAAGUAUGGUUGAGUACAGAGAUUUAUGUAAGUUAUUUUUCAAAUUAAAAAUAAAAAAAAUGAUAUUACACCGA